CCUGAUUUGAAGAAAAACGAUUGCGAAAGCGAAUUUAAUGCAUUUAAGGCGUGCUUGAUGAAAGCGGCAACAAGAAAUGGUACGAGGCUAUGACAAUUAGAACCAGCAAUCUUUAGCUUCUAAUUAGUAAUUUGCCUUCUCCGAGAAGCCUAGCUUGCACUUAAAAAAUGGAUGCACCAUUAUUUAGGAAGCAUUGUUUAAUAGCUUUCGUGCUUAGAGCAUCUUUGGUAGUUUAUACGAACUUUCACGAUAAAACUUUCAAUGUCCCGUACACUGAUAUCGAUUACAAAGUGUUCACCGAUGCCGCAAGACACAUCGUAGUAGGGAGAUCUCCGUUCGAGCGCGACACUUAUCGUUAUACACCGUUGCUAGCCCUCCUUUUGACGCCAAAUAUUUUUCUGCACGAGAAUUUCGGCAAAAUUUUAUUCUCUUUCGUUGAUAUAUUGAUAGCAGUUUUGAUCAAAAGAAUUCUGUCGUCUCAAAACUGUAACGAGAAAACGAAACACAGGUGCUCUCUGGUAUGGUUGUACAAUCCUUUCACAAUUAUUAUUUCAACUCGAGGAAACGCGGAUUCUGUGGCUGUUCUCUUAGUUUUGUCGACCUUGGAUUUAUUCCUUCGAGAUAAAUACGCGUUAGCAGGCUUGGUGCACGGUUUAUCGAUUCAUUUCAGACUAUAUCCUAUCGUAUUUAGUUUACCAAUGUACUUAUCACUCAAUAAGAACGUUCUAGCGCCGACGAAAGAUCAAUGGAAAUUGGUGUCGGGUUGCGUAUCUUCCCUGAUUCUUUUAACCGUCGUAAAUUAUUAUUUCUACGGAUACAAAUUUCUUUACGAGAGCUUCCUUUACCACGUGAUCCGUAAAGACGCGAGGCACAAUUUCUCCGUUUACUUUUACAUGCUGUAUUUGUCCGCGACCCAUUCACCAAGCACAAUUCAAAAAAUGUUUACCUUCUUACCACAAUUUAUAUUGUUACUCACCCUGUCGUAUAAAUAUUCAAGAAAGUCCGAAAUACCGUUUGCAAUGUUCACGCAAGCCAUGGUAAUGGUGACGUACAAUCCAGUGAUGACAUCGCAAUACUUCUUCUGGUUUUUAUCACUGCUACCCGUGUGUCUCCCAAGAUUUCGAAUAAGUGUGAAAAGAUCUCUAUGCUUAUGUUUCGUCUGGCUCUCGAGUCAAGGUCUUUGGUUACUAGCCGCUUACUUGUUAGAGUUUCGAGGGUUGAAUACUUUUACGUUUAUUUGGCUUUCUGGUUUAUUAUUUUUCUUCGUAAACGUUAAGGUUUUAAACGACGUUAUUCUAUAUUAUGAACAUUAGGGAAUAUAUAUUAUAUUAUAAUAAUAUUAUAUAAUAUUAUUAUUAUAAUAUUAUGAGAGAAUAUUAGAGAAAUACUUGCACAACGUAUUCUUAAACCGAGUUCAUUGUCACGUAUAUAUAUAUGUAUGUAAAUAAACGAUAAUAGAAAUAUACAUAAAAAUCUCGUCAA
Megalopta genalis is the source of this 1482-nucleotide messenger RNA. RefSeq names its product Phosphatidylinositol glycan anchor biosynthesis class M. Lineage: Eukaryota; Metazoa; Arthropoda; Insecta; Hymenoptera; Halictidae. Gene Ontology annotation, cellular component: membrane; glycosylphosphatidylinositol-mannosyltransferase I complex. Gene Ontology annotation, molecular function: GPI mannosyltransferase activity; alpha-1,4-mannosyltransferase activity. The record is from RefSeq and is a predicted model, not a curated record. Gene Ontology annotation, biological process: GPI anchor biosynthetic process.